Messenger RNA from Mytilus trossulus (common blue mussel), 6440 nucleotides. RefSeq lists its product as uncharacterized. The record is from RefSeq and is a predicted model, not a curated record. The transcript is spliced from 7 exons. NCBI's taxonomy places the organism in Eukaryota, Metazoa, Mollusca, Bivalvia, Mytilida, Mytilidae. The coding region runs from base 113 to 3871 and encodes 1252 amino acids.
CGAUCUGGUUCAAUCAGCCAGGCAUAGGAAUCAAAUCUAUUUACAUUCUUUGAAGCUAGAUUCGUGCACUCCAAAAGUAAUCGUCUAGAGAUUUUCUUGCAAGGCAGACAAAAUGUCAGAAGGAGAUACUGAAACAGACGAUAAGUAUGAUCGAUCUGAUGAAUUCACCGACUCUGACAACAACGCCAUUGGGGAUGAUGGAGAUAAAUAUACUGGACACUCUUUUGAUCAUAAAGAUAAAGAGUUGUAUGAGAAAACACAAAAUGACAAGUAUGUGCCUCCGUAUGGAAAUAAAACGAAAUGCUGCAACGACUCGAGCUCUUCGGAUGAAGAUAUACAAAAUGGUUCAUCUUCGCUAACUGAUGAAGAAUUUUCCGAUGAAAUUGAAACCUGUGAACCUUUUCAACAUGAGAAAGAGGGAACGUUAAAACCAAAUAAACAAAGACAACCUUUAAAAAGAGCAUUAAAGAGGGUUAUAUGGUCCGAAAGAAAAUCUUCAAAAGGAAAAUUGAAUACGAAAUUAACAAAACUUGAGGAACAAUAUCAAGUUCUCAAAAAAGAAGUGGACAGCAUUGCCAAAUUUAAGCAAGAUAUCAUACAAUACUGUAGAAAUAAGCAGCAACAAUGCGAGGUCAAUACAAAUAUGGACAAACAUUUGAAAAAGCAUAAUUUUUUCCAUAAAUCCCGAAAAAAUAGGAACAGAAUUUAUUUUACAGAGGUUGAAGAAAUGAUAAUGACGGGAAGAUUUAAUGAAGUUGCUGAAUUAAGACGACCAGAGAUGAUUCCAAUGAAAAGCAGUAAGUUCAUGCAACAUACGAGCGAGAGAGGACAUGGGUCACAUCUACUGCGUGUAUUUAACAAUCCUGAUAUUGGGCAGUCCAUUAAUAUGGUUUGCAAUAUGAGAAUAUGUCCACAAAUUGACAGAUUUCUGUACUCGAUAUUCAGCAUUACCCAACACCAUGAAAAUCAUCCCUACAACCACCAGCAGACAGUUUUACUCGACGCCAGUUGUGAUCAGGAAUUGAUUGCCUCUGAUACUGAAAUUGGGGCUUAUAUAUCAGCUGAUCAUGCCAUUGUUGAUCUCAACCAACUGGUUCGAUCUGAUUUGAAUAACAUCAAUGUGAGUGAACGCACUAAAGAUCGAAUGAUAUACGAAUCAGUAGUUUUCAUAGACAACCGUCAGUCUAACGGUGUAAUAAUAGUAUUUCGAAUUAGACAGUAUUCGUCUUGUAAGAUUGAAUAUGAAUUGACGUGGAGCACAAUCCAAACAACUCAGAACGCUCCUUCCACAAGUGCACAAAGAUUAAGACAUCUUGAUUCUCAAGUUGGAGUUGUAAUAUCAGCUGACCAUGCUGUCGUUGAUCUCAACCAACUGGUUCGAUCUGAUUGUUAUACGACCUAUGUGAGUGAACUCACAAAAGAUCGAAUGAUAUAUGAAUCAGUAGUUUUCAUAGACAAGCGUCAGUCUAAUGGUUCAAUAUUAAUAUUUCGAGUUAGACAGUAUUCGUCUGGUAAGAUUGAAUAUGACUUGACGUGGAGCACAAUUCAAACAACUCAGAACACUUUUAGCACAAAUGCAGACAGAUUAAGUCAUUUUGACAUCGGGGCUUCGAUCAGUAUAUGUAGAUGCAUUGAGAGAAUACAGUACGAUACAAACGCAGCUGUGGAAUUAGGUUCUGUUUUUCCUUUUCUACGGCUCCAUGAACUAACGAAUGAAGCUAAUGACUUACCAAGCAGUAAUUAUACAGGACAGAUUGUUAUACCAACACUUUUGAAACUCGAUAUCUUAAGGUCACACAAAAAUGCAAUAAAUUUAGUUGCCCAACCAAAGCAGAACCACACCAGACCAGUUCCGUUGGAAGAAUGCAACACAAAACCUGCUCACUGUUCAUUCAUCCUUAGUACUUUAAUGAACAUGCGUAGACAGAAUGAAACCAGAAACACCAAAGGAGCAUUGAAUGAAUAUUGCAGUAAUGGACAGAGGAGUUUGAAAGCCAUAUUGAAGCCAUCGAGAAAAAAUAACAAAGAAAGGAGAACCGAUCAUUUCAAUUACAAAACAUCUGCUGCAAAUAAAAAUUAUUCUAAACAGUUAACAGCUAUAAUACCAGUUAGAAUCAAACCAGCGAAAAUUAACAAAAGGUGUCAAUCCCAAGCCAGUAACCAAUACUUUACCGAUGAAAGAAGCAAAUACAACAAGUUCAGGAGAUUCAACCUUCAUACUACAAACACACUCCAAACUAUGAAAAACAGCAAAAGAAACAAAGCAGGCAAACUGAAAACUUCCAAACACCCUAUUGCUGAUGGCCCAAUGAGUAGAGAAGCAGGAACAGUUUCACCAAUCUGUAACGAUAAACCUAAGACUUUGAAGACUCUACAAACAUGGUGGCACAAAGCAAGUAAGAAGCAAAAUAAUAGAAGCCCAAACAGAAAAGUAAUAAGACCUGGGAAAAUGCCACCGAAGAACCAAAGAAACUUUUCAAGAGUAUAUCUAUUACAAGUACAUAGGAAAGCAACCCCUAUUUCCUUCGCAAGAAAUCAAAGACUAGAUACGCAAUUAAGCCACUGUCUUAUGUUGAAAAAAGGGCCACCUUAUGUGAAACGACAUAAAGAUCGGUCACGAAGGUUUCAAAAAGUCGAGAAAAAUCAAGGAAAAACAUACCAUGUUGAUGGCGGUAUAUAUACCAAUCUUGGUUAUGAAAAUCACUUUUUGAUGAGAUUUGGCUGUGCAAAUGGAGACGUUUACGGAGAUGAUACAUACAUAUUAGAAGAAGAUCUAUGUCUUUAUGGAGAGGGAACUGUUGGUGAGACCAUACAGUACACGACUCGGGGUAAAGGAAUUGUUCCAACCGGAAUAGAGGAAAACACUGAAAUUCACACAAUUCGCGAUAUACCUGUGCAUGAACAUCUCCACCAACAAUUUCGAUCAAAAAGGAUGCAUAUUGUACAACCGACACGGGAGCAAGAAGAACGAUCAGAAAUAUGUACAACUUUAUCAUCAUAUGACAAAAAUAGAAUUCCAAAUUGUCGACCUAUUCAACUUGAUUUUGGGAUACCUUUAGCAGGUGGAACCAGUGCACAUAUUGUCCUGAAAAACACAUGCUGUAUUGAUGGAUUUCUGCUGAUGAUUUUUGUUGUAUUGGAGGAAAAUCUAAAAUUGAGAUCACAGUUUGAACAUUCCGAACAUGAAUUGCACAAGAUAUACCAUCAAAUAUGGAAGAGGUUCACAGUAGGAGAUUUUGGGGAUGGCAAAAUUGCAUGGGGUAAAUAUGGAGGUUACAUAGCAGAUCUCGGUGCAACUGGAGUGGGAACAGAGGAAAUAAUAGAUAUAAUUGGAACAGAAAAUGAGAGAAUAUUUUGUGUGCUUGGCAAACAUAGAUUUUCUCUUCGUGUACACUGCUCACUUGUUGAAAAUGAUGUUUAUUUCACUACACAACUGUACAACGUUUUACCAUUGUAUCAAGUUCAGGGAGAGCCUUUAUAUGACACAAUUAAAAGAGCUAUCAAUAAGUAUCUUAGAGGAGAUGAUUUGCCCUGUUACAGAAGUCAUGGAAACAUCAAAGAAAAAUGCAGAGGGAAAUCGAUAAAAACAUUGGUAGAACCGCCACUUAUUUUGCCAAUAAAUCUGUUCUUCUUGAAUUAUGGUGAAAAGAAAUAUUCAAGCAAUGAAAUUCCUGAAAUAGUGGAGUGCAAUGAACACAGGUAUGAGCUUCACUUGGUUCGUUUCUUCAUCGAAGGAGUAAAACAUUUUGUUGACAAGAUAAAGAUUUACGGAUCAUGGGCAUUUUAUGAUGAUUGUCGAGAAAAACUGUGUCAUUUUGAUGUAGAUCCCGAAUACGUCCAAUUGUCAAGUUGCUAUUUUGUAAAAGUAUAGGAUUACGUAUACAUUGUAAUACUAAUCUAAGAUUAAGAUGUAAUAUGCUUGAUCUUUGAGAUGUUAGAGUUAUACAAGCAUGGUCCGAUUUUUAAUGAGUAUUACGUUCAGGAUUUUUUAUGGAAAUUAGGAUACAUUGAUUUGAUUAAUUUUACAUCUUACUGAUGAAGAAAAUUUCCUACUUGAAAUAUAUCUAUACAUGUGUUGACUUUUUACUAUAACCCACAUUUAUCGGUCGUCCCUCUGUCUAUAUCACUCUGUUCAGAUCUUAAUAUUAUUCCGUAUCAUGUCUUUGUGACGUCAAAUACGUUGACCCGGCCUUAAUAACUUUGACCCGGACUUAUCAGCGACGUCAUAAUGUUUGAACCGACGUUAAUAACUUUGACCUGAACUUAUCAAGUCAUCUUUUGUGUGCUGGCGAAACAGAGCAAACACUUCCGAAACACGCAAAUAUAGCCCGAUAAAUCGAUUAUCAGAUUAUCUGUAUAUUGAUAUUGUAAAAUAUCAGCUGCUUGGCAUUAUAUGAAGGCUUUUUGAUCUCGUUCGCUACGCUCACUCGACAAAAAGCUUCAUAUCAUGUCUCGCAGCUGAUAUUUUACGAUAUCAACAUCAACCUGAUGAUCGGUACAUAUACAAAUGAACAUAUUUGUUUUGUAGACCUUUGUUUGUCUUUUCGGAGUUUUGCUCUAUUUUUGGGAGAGCAGGGGUCCAUAUAUUUUUGUCAGUCUUUCUUAGACUUGUUAGUUUUGAUUUAACUUGUGGUUUCUUCUGCAUUGUUGUCUCUUUUAAACAUUCCCCAUUUUCCCAUUCUCAUGAUUUAAAAGAGAAUGAGUAUGAAAGUUGUGAAAUCGGAAUAAAAACACUUCAAUCCCAAAGUUUUAUUAAUCUAAAUAUUCGUACGAAACCAUUUCGGUUACUUUCUGCAAACACUGCUGUUAUUUUUAAAGAUUCUUAAAGACUAUAAAAGUAUUGAAAUUGUUUGAAAUUAUUGUAAUUUUUGGAAACAAAAAAGUGGUGAUUUAGAAAAGCUUCAUGAAAAAUAUGUCAACAGAAUGAUUAUAGCUCUCUAGGCUCUUUGUUUAACCUAACUACAAUAGUCAUUCUUAUCAAGCAAUUUAAAUAAUGUAGAUUACAAUAUUAAGUAAUUGUAUACACAAAAGAGUAUAAAACUUUUACCUUAAGAAUGAAAAGAGUAUGUGAUUGCAUAUUAUACAAAACGACAAAAACAGUUCAACUCUCUAAACUUAUGUCAAGUACUAGAAAACAAAUCCUGAAGAAUCUUUGUUCUUUUAUCAUGUUUAUAAAAAUUAUGAAAACUUUCAGGCUUGCAACUUUUGUAACCCCUCUAGAUUGUUUUGUAAAUAUUGUAAAUAUGUAUUGUUGUAUUUGAUAUCACUGUACUGAUGUUAUUAUUUUUUGUCAUAAACAAACUUAAUAAUAACCUAAACAAUCAUACCACAUUUUCUUAUAUCUAUUACACUUAGUAAUUUAACUCCAAUAAGGGAGAAAUGUCCUAUAGUCGUUGUUUUUCAAAUGCUUUAGGUUUUUAUAAAAUAAAUAUGCUUAUGACAGUAUUGUUCUAGUGAAAGAUUGAUUAUUUGACAUGUUCUUUAGGUGUUAUACCACCAAAUCAAUUUGUUUACGAAAAAGGGUCGUAAAAAAUAUUCCCUUGAAUGUGACAGUUGUAAGAAAUUAAUCCUUCAUUUUAUGGCAGUCAAAAGAUUCUGAAUAACUAACAUGUAUCUUCGGGUUCCAAAGCACGUUUUUGUUUUUGGUGUUUCUAUAGAAUAUUUUGAAAACUAACUAAAGCUUGUACAGAGGGAAAAAGAGUGAAAUUUUGAUUGGUUAACUUCAAGUAAUGAUUAGUGUCUUAUUAUGCAAUGAAAUAUUAUGUGAUAUUUUGUCUAUAUUAUUGAAAAGGAUAAAAUCGUUUUUCAUGCCAAGUUAGAUAUCAAUUAUUUUUUUACAUCGUAUGUGACCUUGAGAGCUCACUCAUACCGGUGUUAUGUUGCAGCAUUUGAGUUAGAAAAGAACGAAUGUUAUCUAGACCAUCAGUGCAAAAUAACAUUUCUUGUCGCUUUUAAUUAUUAUAGAAUAAGACUAAUCGAAGUUAUGGACUUGAGUUAUCAUCGAUAUGUUCUUAAUUAUAAAUUAACUAUUAACAAAACUUUGAAUUUUUGGAAUACUAAGGCUUUUUUUAUAUCUCUGAAAAAGAUUACCUCUGCUGUUUUUGGCAAAACUUUUAGGACAUUUUUGUCCUCAAUGCUCUUCAUCUUCGUACUUCACUUGACCUUUUUAACAAUUUUUAAAUCGAGCGUCACUGAUGAGUCUUUUGUAGACGAAAAACGCGUCGGGCGUUAAUAUUAAGUUUCUAUCCUGGUAUCUAUGAUGAGUUUAUUAUGUAAAAAGACCAGAAAGGAACGAUAUAAUAUGUUAAAAUCGAUACUAUGAAAUAUUGAGAGAUAGUAGAUUGUGUUGCUAUUUGUGUUGUUUUGUUAUGCCUUGCGUAACUGGAAAUGCAUGAUUGUGAAUUACCUAAAAAUGUGUGUUAAUAACUUAGUAGUAAUAA